AUGAGCUCAUCGUCGAUGUGGCCGGAGAAUUUCCCCGCCGUUCUUACGCCGGAGUUCCAUCAGCUGGUGGGUCCAUCCAUGGGCCCUCGCGACCGCUCUAGUUCUAGGCGAAGUAAUGUAUUCCACUUGUUAGCUCGAAGAGAGUUGUCCCCUCACACAAAGAGAUCUCCUAAAAGAUUUUGGGGUAAGGUUUCAAGCCCCUGUAAUGAUUCCUGUGGAACUAAACGCGAAUCAGAAAAAGAUGUUAGGCAAGAGCUCCGUUCAUGGGUGGAGGCCGAGUCAUUGCUGCAUUUAUCAGCCAAGUAUUGCCCAUUACAGCCUCCGCCGAGGUCAACUAUUGCUGCAGCUUUUAGUCCUGAUGGGACUACUCUUGCAUCAACCCAUGGAGAUCAUACUGUAAAGAUAAUUGAUUGUCCAACUGGGAAAUGCUUAAAGGUCUUGAGUGGUCAUCGGCGGACACCCUGGGUGGUUAGGUUCCAUCCACUUUAUCCUGAAAUCCUAGCCAGUGGAAGCCUAGACCAUGAAGUUCGUCUAUGGGAUGCAAAAUCCGCGGAGUGUAUAGGAUCACGAGAUUUCUACCGGCCUAUAGCUUCAAUCGCCUUCCAUGCUCAAGGGGAAAUCUUAGCUAUAGCUUCUGGCCACAAGUUGUACAUGUGGCAUUACAACAGGAGAGGUGACGCAUCAGCACCAACAAUUAUAUUGAAGACACGGCGUUCGCUCCGUGCUGUACAUUUUCACCCUCAGGCUGCUCCAUUUCUUCUGACUGCUGAGGUCAAUGAGCUCUACUCAUCAGACCCUUCCAUGACAUUUGCAACUUCACCGGGAUACUUGCGCUAUCCUGCCCCAACUAUAUAUCUGGCUGAUGCUCAUUCGGGUUACCGGUCGAAUUCCGGAAGCGAGCAUCCCAUCAUGUCUAUACCGUUUGAUCUCUGGCCUUUCAUUAGCCAAGUUGAUGGGAAUUCAACUACCCAUGACCGUGAUGUCCACAUGGGUUCUGGUCCUUCACAAAAUAGGGCAGAUACUUCAGCCUCUGUGCGGGUUCUCACAUACUCGACUCCUUCCGGACAGUAUGAACUUUUAUUGUCCCCAAUUGAAUCUGGUAGUUCACGUGUGCGAGAGGAGAUGCUGUAUAAUUCCUCAAUGAGGGAAACUCGGAAUGCUGUUUCUCAACAUACCAUGAUAACAGAUGUGCAACCCGAAGAGAGAAGUAAUCAGUUUUUCCCAUCUAAUGAUCCAGCUUACUGGGAGAUCCCCUUUUUGCAAGGGUGGCUUAUUGGUCAAAGUCAAGCUGGACAACGUUCGAUGAACUCACGAAAUGGAGGGGCCAAUGAAGUUUUACCAGCACACAGUGCCAUAGGAAACUCAUCAUUUCCAGUUCCUCCGGAAGUUCCCAACAAUCACACUAAUUUAAUGGUUCCUGGAAGAUCUGGCCCACGUCACCAGUAUCUACCUUCCCACACAAUACCAACUGUUCGGUCUAGUGAAAGUUCGGCUUUCAACAAUAUACACUCCCAGCAGAGUGCUUCACAACCUUUUAUGAGUCAAAUCCAAACUGAGGUAGCUACAUCACUGGCAGCAGCAACGGCUGCUGAGUUGCCUUGCACUGUUAAGCUCAGAAUUUGGUCCCACGAUCUAAAAAAUCCUUGUACACCACUUGAUACCGAAAGAUGCCGCUUAACAAUUCCACAUGCUGUACUUUGCAGUGAAAUGGGUGCUCAUUUUUCACCUUGUGGGAGAUUUUUAGCGGUCUGCGUUGCAUGUAUCCUUCCAAAUUCAGAUGUUGAUCAAGGGUUUCAAAGUCACAUCCCGAACGAUUUUACUGGGGCCUCAAACUCUCCGACGAGGCACCCAAUUUCAACUCGUCAGGUUGUGUAUGAGCUAAGGAUAUAUUCACUAGAGGAAGCCACAUUUGGCCUGAUUCUUGCAUCUCGGGCUAUCAGAGCUGCUCAUUGUUUGACCUCAAUACAGUUUUCACCUACCUCUGAACAUUUGUUGCUUGCUUAUGGUCGGCGGCAUAAUUCGCUCCUUAAAAGCGUCGUGAUUGAUGGAGAUACAACUGUACCCAUAUACACGAUUCUGGAGAUCUAUAGGGUUUCGGAUAUGGAACUUGUGAGAGUACUUCCAAGUGCAGAAGACGAGGUUAAUGUUGCUUGUUUCCAUCCUUUGGUUGGAGGUGGUCUUGUAUAUGGAACCAAGGAAGGAAAGCUGAGAACUCUUCAAUGUGAUGUAUCUCAUGUCUUUAGUAAUGAAGGGUCCUUUGUACCAGAUGAUAACAUGUUGGAGGUUCCAACAUAUGCAUUAGAAGGUUGA
Striga hermonthica is the source of this 2310-nucleotide messenger RNA. The record is from the annotation of a GenBank genome assembly. NCBI's taxonomy places the organism in Eukaryota, Viridiplantae, Streptophyta, Magnoliopsida, Lamiales, Orobanchaceae.